AUGUUUCUCCUCUGGGCGUUGCCCGUAGCAUUGUACCUCUUUUAUCGAUGGGGUGUUGCGACUUACGAUUACUUCGAGAAGCGAAACAUCCCCUUCGUUAAACCUGUGCCAUUUUUGGGUCAAGUGUGGUCAUUCUUCACGCAGGAUAAACAUGCUGUCGAUAUCGCCUCUGAAGGAUACUAUCAGUUUCCGAACUCGCGCAUCUCGGGUGUGUUCAGCUUGAGAACUCCAGGAUACGUGGUGCACGAUCCUGCCCUGUACAAGCAGAUGGCCAUCAAGGACUUCGACCACUUUACCGAUCACGUGACGGACAUAUCUGUGGAAAACGAUCCUCUACUGGCGCGUUCGCUUUUCUUCACCAACGGAUCACACUGGCGUCAGCAUCGGUCGGGUCUGAGUCCAGCAUUCACUGGUAGCAAGAUGCGUAGUAUGUUCGUAUUACUUUCCAAGAGUGCCAGUGAUGCCAUGCAGCGACUAAAUGCCCAUUAUGGUGGAAAGAAUUUUACAAUGGAACUGCGGGAUCUGUACUCGCGACUUGGCAAUGACCUUAUGACGUCGAUUUCGUUUGGAGUCGAGGUGGACUCGCUAACCGACCGUGACAACGAGUUCUUUGUUCAGGGCAAGCGCCUAGCAAAAGUGGAUGGUAUACCAGGAUUGAAGUUUCUUUUAUCCGCCAUCCUACCGGAAGUGUUUAAACGGCUUAACAUCGGUCUCAUGUACAAGGAUGUGAACGAAUUCUAUCUGGAAGCAGUGUCGAAAAACAUUCGCUAUCGAGAGACCACAAACACAACGAGACCAGACUUUAUCCAUCUCUUGCUGCAGGCACGCAAAAACAUCCUCAGCUCAGAAAAACACGACGAUGAAGCACUCCAAGACGCUGGUUUUUCCACUGCUGAGACCCAUGCAGUCGAACAAAAGGAGGGUGAUAAGUUGACCUGGGAUGACGUCGACAUUACAGGAGCAUCCGCUUCGUUCUUCUUUGGCGGCAUUGAAACCACAACCACGUUGCUCUGUUUCGCCAGCUACGAGUUGGCCGUUAACCCCGAGAUCCAGGACCGGCUACGGACGGAAAUUGAUGAGACUCGCGAGAGUUUGCCCGAUGGAAAAACCCCAACUUAUGAGGUCUUGCAAAAAAUGAAGUACAUGGACAUGGUCGUAUCAGAGACACUCCGUCGAUGGACUCCUCUUGGGCUUACCAAUCGCAAAUGCACUAAGGACUACACCUUCACCAACACCGAUGGAACUCGGAUCACCAUCGAGCGUGGAAUGAACAUUUCGAUUCCCCUGAAGUCCUUCCAUCUGGAUGAGAAGUUUUUCCCGGAUCCUCUGCGGUUCUAUCCGGAACGCUUUGAGGACUCCAGCAAAAUCAACUCGGAUGCCUUCGUGCCGUUUGGAACGGGCCUGCGGAACUGCAUUGGAUCCCGAUUGGCGUUGAUGCAGGCGAAAUGCAUCCUGUUCAAUAUGCUGUCGAAUUUCAUCAUCGAGCCAAACACGAAACUGACCAUCCCCAUUGAAAUCGACAAAAAGACAGCGGGUCUGAACUCCAAGCGCGGAUUUUGGAUGAAUUUAACUCCUCGAGGAACAUAAGCUCCAUCGCAGCUAUCGCGAUAAGAUAGCAGUCCCGUGAUAACCGAUUUCCGCUGUGAAUUGGAACAUUGUGUGGAUUGAUGCAUGUGUGUGGAUGUAUAAUAAUAUUUCACUGAAACC
Anopheles nili is the source of this 1707-nucleotide messenger RNA. Its product is annotated as cytochrome P450 9e2-like. NCBI's taxonomy places the organism in Eukaryota, Metazoa, Arthropoda, Insecta, Diptera, Culicidae. Gene Ontology annotation, molecular function: monooxygenase activity; oxidoreductase activity, acting on paired donors, with incorporation or reduction of molecular oxygen; heme binding. The record is from RefSeq and is a predicted model, not a curated record. The transcript has a single exon. The coding region runs from base 1 to 1587 and encodes 528 amino acids.